AUGCAGUUGCAGAUCUGGAGCCGGGAGCUCGCCCCGAAGCCGCCCUGCGAGGAAGGCACCUUCCGCGAAGCCCCCUGGCAGAACUGCGUCCCGUGCGAUCUGUGCGAUGGCGACCACCGGGAGUACGAGCGGCGGUGCAACGGGACGGUCAACGCGCUCUGCCGGUGCCGUCCGGGCUUCCUCUGUGGCGGGAAUGCGUGCGAGCGGUGCCUCUGCUCCGCGGGACAGGAGCCCACGGCGGAAGGAUGCCGGAGUUGCCCUAAGGGGACCUUUAGCAACCAGAGUCACGCUCCGUGCCGCCCCUGGACACGAUGCCCGGAGGGCCACAUCCUGACUCCAGGGACAGAGAAGACGGACGUGGUUUGCCGGCCGGGUCUGGAGGAACCUGGGACCACCGCGCCACCGGGGGUCCUCUCCACGCAGAUGCGUUCCGAGGAGACGGACAGCCGGCUCCUGGCGGUCAUUCUGGCCCUGCUGGGCGUCUUACUGCUCUGCUUGGUGUUCCUGCUGCUGUCCUGCGUUUUCUUCCGAUCUUGGGCCCGAGAGAAGUUCCGGAAAGGACCCCCGAAACAGCUGGCCCAGGAGGUGGAUGACUGUGUCUACCGCUACCCCGAGGAAGAAGAGGGGGAAGGCUCCGGCACCCCUUGCCUGAAGGGAGAGCUCCUUCUUGAGAAAGGGCCUUAGCUCCCUUGCCUGUUCAGAGGAGGAAGGAAAAGGGCAGGGCAGGUGGCCAGCCUGGGG
Messenger RNA from Pogona vitticeps (central bearded dragon), 741 nucleotides. The record is from RefSeq and is a predicted model, not a curated record. Lineage: Eukaryota; Metazoa; Chordata; Lepidosauria; Squamata; Agamidae.